Amorphotheca resinae ATCC 22711 is the source of this 240-nucleotide messenger RNA. RefSeq lists its product as hypothetical. The record is from RefSeq and is a predicted model, not a curated record. The transcript is spliced from 3 exons. Gene Ontology annotation, biological process: protein N-linked glycosylation. Bases 1 to 240 code for a protein of 79 amino acids. NCBI's taxonomy places the organism in Eukaryota, Fungi, Ascomycota, Leotiomycetes, Helotiales, Amorphothecaceae.
AUGGAGUCGUCAUUGCACCAAGUCUGGGAGAGUGCCGUUGGCAAUCCCUUCGUCCCAUUGAUCGGAAAAGAUAGCCAGUUCUCCGUGGGCAUCAGCUUAUUGAUUGCGGGAAUUCUUCUCAGCGGUCUUUUCGGCCUCAACCGAUCUUUCCUGAGCAUACCACUCAUUGGAGUUCCGGCGUCAUUAGCCAUUGCGUUUGGAGCGGUCUAUAUGAUCUGUGCUGUCGGCGUUUAUGUAUAA